AUGUCGCCUGGGAAAUUGCAACGCAAGCCCCGUGUUGUCGCUCUCGGCACGCCCAAGUACGUUGGGGAGGAUUUCCUAGCAAAGUUCAAGGAGGACUUUGAUUUCGAUGUUCUCAAUGCCACGAAUCGCAAGGAGACGCAGGCUAAGCUGCCUGCCAUGAUCAAGGCGCAUGGCCCAAUCGACGCCUUCAUCAUCCGAAUGGGAACCCCGCCCUACGAACCCUUUGACGAGGACCUUCUCACCUCGCUAGCGCCCGGCUGUCGCAUCAUCACGUCUGCCUCAGCCGGAUUCAACGAGUUCGACGUUGGCUGGAUGACCAAGAAUGACAUCUGGUUCUGCAACACCGUCGAUGCUGUCGCCGAGGCCACUGCCGACAUGGCCCUCUUCCUGACCUUGGCCGUUGUCCGCGAUACUUACCGUGCCGAGCGUGGCGCCCGCGAUGGAACCUGGAAAGCUGGUCUGGUACCCAGCAAGGAUCCCUCCGGCAUGACACUCGGCAUCAUCGGCAUGGGGAGCAUUGGCAAGUAUCUCGCCCGCAAGGCCGCCGUGUUCAACAUGAAAAUCCUUUACCACAACCGCAGACGCCUGGAUCCCGAGGAGGAGUCCAGAUACGCCGCAACCUACUGCCCCACGCUGCACGAGCUGUUGGGGGCUUCAGACGUCGUCUCCGUCAACUGCCCAUUAAACGAGAAGACAACGGGGCUCAUCUCCAAUGCCGAGUUCGCAGCCAUGAAGCAGGGUGCCUUCCUGGUCAACACGGCCAGAGGACCUGUCGUCGACGAGGACGCGCUAAUCCAGGCGCUCGAGAGCGGCAAGCUGGAGAGGGCGGGCCUGGAUGUCUUCGACAAUGAGCCUCGCAUCAAUAAGUAUUUCAAGACAAGCGACAAGGUCAUUUGCCAGCCACACAUGGGCGGCCUGACAGAGUCAGCAUUUAGGAAGGCGGAAAGAGAGUGUUUCGAGAACAUUAGAUCACUGUUCACCCACGGAAGACCAAUAAAUCCGGUCAAUACAGCCAGUGAGGUUGUCGUGGACCAAGUUUUAUAG
Clonostachys byssicola is the source of this 1044-nucleotide messenger RNA. The record is from the annotation of a GenBank genome assembly. Lineage: Eukaryota; Fungi; Ascomycota; Sordariomycetes; Hypocreales; Bionectriaceae.